UACCCAUUUCCACGUUAGUUACCUCCAGCGAAGAUCCAUCGCUUCCUCCUCACUCAACAGCAGCACCACCACCAACCGAUCACCCAUGGCGGUGCUCUCGAUCGUGCCGCCGGCCACCCCACCCUCCCUCCUCGACUCAGACCCAACCCAAGACCUCUCCUCCCCAAACUCCGACCCAACCUCCCUCGACUUCGGCAACCCCGAAACCCUAACCCAAAUCCGAUCCCUCACCGACGUCGGCACGAUGACCCGCCUCCUCCACGAAUGCAUCGCCUACCAGCGCUCUCUCGACGUCCGCCUCGACUCCCUCCUCUCCUCCCGCCCCGAUCUCGACCGCGGCCUCCUCGCCCUCCGCCGCUCCUCCUCCCCUCUCCUCUCCCUCGCCCGGUCCGAUUCGUCCCUCCUCCUCUCCUCCCUCUCCUCCACCGCCUCCCUCGCCGAUCAAGUCUCCUCUCGCGUUCGCCAGCUCGACCUCGCCCAGUCUCGAGUGCAUCUCGCCCUCUCCCGCAUCGACGCCGCACUUCACCGUUCGCAGUCCCUCGACGCCGCCCGACGAUCGCUCGACGUCGAAGACUACGACUCUGCCGCCGCGUCGGUCCACUCCUUCCUCCAGAUCGACGCUCAGUUCCCUUCCUCCUCCGCCUCCGAACAACGGCAGCAACUUCUGGCCCUCAAAUCGAAGCUGGAGUCGAUCAUUAAAGCGAAACUCGCUGCUGCCGUCGAUGCCAAGGAUCACAACGCCAUCCUCCGUUUUGUUCGGAUCCUCCCGGCGCUUGGUCUGCAGGACGAUGGACUCAAGAUCUACGUUAAUUAUCUCAGGAGCGUUGUAGGUUUUAGAUCUAAGCUUGAAUUCGAGCAUUUGAAGGAGAUCUCUACAGAUCCGGCGCAGGACGCUGCUGGAUCUAAUUUUGUUGCUUGCCUCACGAAUUUGUUUAAGGAUAUUGUGCUUGCGGUUGAGGAGAAUGAUGAGGUUUUGAGGAAUUUGGGAGGGGAGGAUGGAGUUGUGUUUGCGAUCUCUAGCUUGCAGGAGGAGUGUGAUUCGAGGGGGACGCAGAUCUUGAAGAGGUAUAUGGAUUACAGGAAGAUUACGAGGUUGGCAACCGAGAUUAAUUCUAGCAGCAAGAAUUUGUUGUCCGUUGGGGUUCCUGAAGGACCGGAUCCGAGAGAGGUGGAGACUUACUUGGAGGAGAUCUUGUCGUUGAUGCAUUUGGGGGAGGAUUAUACUGAGUUCAUGAUGUCGAAGAUCAGGGGAUUAGGGUUCGUUGAUCCUGAAUUUGGUUCAAAGGCUGUGAAGAGAUUAAGUAGUGGGAGUUUUAAUGGAGUGGUGCAGGAGCUAAUUGGGUAUUAUUUGGUCCUUGAGGAGUUCUUUAUGGUGGAGAAUGUGAGGAAGGCAAUAUCAAUCGAUGAGCAGCAACUAGAUGGUCUGACAACAUCAAUGGUGGAUGAUGUGUUUUUUGUGCUGCAGAGCUGCUGCAGGAGAGCAAUUUCGACUGGGAGUAUGAAUUCAGUGUUUGCAGUGUUGAGUGGGGCGACCAGUCUUUUGAGCAAUGAGUACCAAGAGGCUUUGCAGCAGAAGAUGAGGGAACCAAAUUUGGGGGCGAAGCUGUUUUUGGGGGGUGUUGGCGUGCAGAAGACCGGGACGGAGAUUGCUACUGCUUUGAACAACAUUGAUGUGAGCGCAGAAUAUGUGUUGAAGCUCCGGCAUGAAAUUGAGGAGCAAUGUGGGCAGGUAUUCCCUGCUCCAGUAGAUAGAGAGAAAGUCAAAACCUGCUUAUCUGAGUUUGCUGAGAUGCACAAUGUCUUCAAACAAGUACUAAAUGCAGGGAUGGAGCAGCUGGGAUCAACUAUCACACCUCGUAUCCGCCCAGUUCUGGACACUGUAGCAACCAUCAGCUACGAGCUCUCAGAUGCUGAAUAUGAAGAAAAUGAAAUGAAUGAUCCAUGGGUCCAGAAGCUUCUUCAUGCUGUUGAGAGCAAUAUAUUUUGGCUGCAGCCUUUCAUGACAUCAAACAACUAUGAUCUUUUCGUUCAUUUGGUUAUUGAUUUCAUUGUGAAGAGAUUGGAAGUAAUCAUGAUGCAAAAAAGAUUCAGCCAGCUUGGUGGGCUUCAGCUUGAUAGGGAAGUUAGAGCACUGGUUAAUCAUUUCUCUGAGAUGUCGCAGAGGCCAGUACGAGAUAAGUUUGCUCGUCUGUCACAGAUGACGACGAUUUUGAAUUUCGAGAGAGUAUCUGAGAUUUUGGAUUUCUGGGGGGAGAAUGCUGGGCAUAUGACGUGGUUACUAACUCCUUCUGAGGUGAGAAGGGUUUUAGGUCUGAGAUUGGACUUCAAACCUGAAACAAUUGCGGCACUGAGGUUGUAACUUGUUUUGUAUUCUUCUUCUUCUUGUAAUUUUUUUGGUUGCUGUGUUUUAUCUUGUUUUCCUCUAGAUAUGUCCCGUGGCAUCUGUUAUUUGUAAAGACAGAAAAGAUACACAUUUUGUUAAAAUUGAUUAAUUUUGUUGUAAGAGUAAAUUAAGAAUAAUUUUCUGAAAUGGAAAACUUUUGGGGGAUUGAUAUGUAAA
Molecule: messenger RNA, 2560 nt
Organism: Asparagus officinalis (garden asparagus)
Lineage: Eukaryota; Viridiplantae; Streptophyta; Magnoliopsida; Asparagales; Asparagaceae
Product: conserved oligomeric Golgi complex subunit 4-like
Exons: 2
Coding region: 86-2359 (757 amino acids)
Source: RefSeq, a predicted model, not a curated record